Odocoileus virginianus texanus is the source of this 2312-nucleotide messenger RNA. The record is from RefSeq and is a predicted model, not a curated record. NCBI's taxonomy places the organism in Eukaryota, Metazoa, Chordata, Mammalia, Artiodactyla, Cervidae.
AUGCGCCAGCAGCGUGUGGGCGUUGCGGCUGCUCUGCAUCCCUGCCAGCGUGUGGUGCUGACGGCUCUCGGCUCCGUGGACCGCAGCCCUCACGUAGUCUGCAGGGCCCUGCCGCCCCGCUGGGUGAAGGCCACUGUCAAGACCCUCCGGGAAGAAACCUGGGCACUGGCACUGCUGAUGGGGCCACGGUGGGAGUACCAGGGUCUGAGUGGGGAGCUGCCCAUUCCCCGGGCCAGGGCAGAGCGGGGGGAGGUGGCCUCCUUCCACCGCAGUACAGCUGGUCCUCCAGACCCAGCACUCGGGACCCCCAGCCACACUGAGACUUUCCUUGUGGCCACUGAACAGAUGGCCAAUCUGAGCAGAGCCACGCACACGCCCGUCACCCCCACCGUGAUCCUGAGGCCGGAGGACAGAGAGAGAGAACGCCAAGGAUGGCUGACUGCUCCCAACAGGCUGGGAGGCAUUGCCGGAACCCCCUCAGGUUUGGAAGCUGAGCCUGCAAAGGGCAGCAGCUUGCCCAAGGUCACACCACGGCCCACUCAAGCCCAGAUUCGAGGGCAAGCCAACAGUCUGGGGAGAACGGUGCUAGACGUGUGUCUCCGGCCGCCGCUGUGCGUGACCCUUCGGACUGUGUGGGACCCGUCCCAGACCAGCAUUCCAGCCGCGUCCACCGUUUCCCUCACUUCCCCGCCCUCUGACUCCGCCCUCCGCCCCUACCGCCCCCUACCGCACGCAAAGCCACGCCCCUUGCGCAGCGGCGGCGCCUGUCCCAUCGCUCUGGCGUCCCGCCCGCGGGGACUCGCGGCCACCCGCCGAGCCUCCGCGAACUACGUUUCCCGGCAGGACGUGCGAGGCGCCGGCGCCGGCCGAGAAAGGCGCGCCUCAGCCGCCGAGCGGCCGCGGACUACGUUUCCCGUCGGGCCGUGCGAGCCGGCGCCGGCGGCGGCCGUGCGGGCUACCGCGGACUCCGCUUUCCGGCGCGCCNGCCGCCCGCGCGCGCCGGCGGCUGAGGAGGUGCGGCAGCUGCUGGAGGGGAAGCCGCUGGCCGACACCAUGCGCCCCGACGCGCUGCAGGACUUCGUGGGGCAGGGCCGCGCCGUGGGCCCCGAGACGCUGCUGCGCUCGCUGCUCGAGGCCAGUGAGGUGCCCUCGCUCAUCCUGUGGGGGCCACCGGGCUGCGGCAAGACCACGUUGGCCCACAUCAUAGCCAACAACAGCAAGAAGCAUAGCAUCAGGUUUGUGACGUUGUCAGCAACCAGCGCCAAGACAACCGACGUGCGGGACGUCAUCAAACAAGCUCAGAAUGAGAAGAGGUUUUUCAAGAGGAAGACCAUCCUUUUUAUUGAUGAGAUUCAUCGGUUCAAUAAGUCUCAGCAGGACACGUUCCUUCCGCAUGUGGAGUGUGGGACCAUCACCCUGAUCGGGGCGACCACGGAGAACCCCUCCUUCCAGGUCAAUGCUGCUCUCCUGAGCCGCUGCCGAGUCAUCAUGCUCGAGAAGCUCCCCGUGGAGGCCGUGGUGGCCAUCCUAAUGCGGGCCGUCAGCUCCCUGGGCAUCCAGGUGCUGGGCUCCAGCCGCCCUGCCGACCCUCUGAGCCACGGCGGCGGCGGCAGCAGCUCCGAGCCCUCGGUGUUCAUCGAGGACAAGGCAGUGGACACACUGGCCCACCUGAGUGAUGGGGACGCGCGGGCCGGGCUGAACGGGCUACAGCUGGCGGUGCUGGCCCGGCUGAGCGCCCGGAAGACCUUGGGGAAGAAGGGCGGGCAGAGCUACCCCCCGAGCCGCGUGCUGGUCACAGAGAGCGACGUGAAGGAGGGCCUGCAGCGCUCACACAUCCUGUAUGACCGGGCAGGUGAGUUCUGCAGGCGGUGGGGGUCGGCACAGGGGUGGGCACUGGGACUUAACUCGCCCCUGUUCGUGUGUGUGGCAGGCCUGGCCGACCCGUCCGCGUUGACACAAGCAGUCGCCGCCUACCAAGGCUGUCACUUCAUAGGCAUGCCCGAGUGCGAGGUCCUCCUGGCCCAGUGCGUCGUGUACCUGGCGCGGGCCCCGAAGUCGGUGGAGGUGUACAGCGCCUACAGCAACGUCAAGGCCUGCCUGCGGGGCCACCAGGGGCCGCUGCCCCCCGUGCCCCUGCAUCUGCGCAACGCGCCCACCAGGCUGAUGAAGGACCUGGGCUACGGCCAGGGCUACAAGUACAACCCCGCCUACAGCGAGCCGGUGGAGCAGGAGUACCUGCCCCAGGAGCUGCGGGGCGUGGACUUCUUCAAGCAGCGGCGGUGCUGACGGAGGCGGCCGACGUGGCCGGGAGC